Molecule: messenger RNA, 252 nt
Organism: Dentiscutata erythropus
Lineage: Eukaryota; Fungi; Glomeromycota; Glomeromycetes; Diversisporales; Gigasporaceae
Source: the annotation of a GenBank genome assembly
AAUCGCUGGCAAAAAAUUUUAUAUACUUCAAUACAACGAAAAAAAAUAACACAAUUUGAAAAUUUAAACUUUAUUAUUGAUAAAAAUCCUUGGUAUAGUUUACAAUUAUAUAAUACAGAUUAUAUAAUUUCACAACUAGAAUCUGAUAAACUAAUACCACAGGAAACUAUACAAGGUUUUAAAUAUCUUCAAAAUUGUGUAAAAGACUUCUUAUCUGAUAUUGAAAAAGAUUUAUUAAAUUCAAAUAUUUAG